[Torrubiella] hemipterigena is the source of this 3024-nucleotide messenger RNA. The record is from the annotation of a GenBank genome assembly. Lineage: Eukaryota; Fungi; Ascomycota; Sordariomycetes; Hypocreales; Clavicipitaceae.
AUGGAUUCGCCGCCAAAGAGAAUCACGAGAGCCCGAGCGGCAGCCAAGUCUGGUGAUUCCGGUGUCAAAAUCAUUACAGCAGCAGCCAAGGCAAAGCUGAUUGGCGCCACCCCCAUCCACACAAGCUCUGGGACCAAGCGUAAGACCAGGUCCGACGACACUGAUGAUGAGGAUGAAUCUUCAAAACGUGCAUCAAACAUCAAGAGACAUCGCGGACGCGUGGGAAUCGAUGCAGACGAUACCGAAGUCAAGGCUGCCCCUCGACGUCUACCGAGGAGACUUGCCAGCGAACCGAAGACAACUGCGCCUACCAAGAAGACAGCUCCAGCCCAACGAACCACAACACGAACGAGAUCAUCUACCGUAACACGAACAACAGCUGCCGCUGCAGCAAAGACGGUGCCCCCCAAGAAGGCGGUCAAGUUUGAUGCUCUUGACAAGGAAAAUAUUGAACCGUCUAAGAAGGUCAAGGAAAACGAUGCCAUUGGCCUGCGGGCCCGUGGCCCCAAGAAGGCUACCGAGACCAAGAAGAAGACCACAGCAGACUCGACUAAAUCUGCCGAAACAGACAAGGUAAAGCCGUUGAGCCCGAAGAAGGUCACGCAGAUGCCAAUGUCUCGAGAUGGCGAGGAAGCCAAGGAUAUGCCCAGCAGUAUUCCCGUGGCCAAGAGUCCGGCCCGUGGUCAUCCCGCUGGUAUUUCGAAAAAGUCCGAACAGGAUAACGCGGAAAGAGAUGUGGAUUCCACCAUUACCAUCAACGCCGCCAUACUCGACAACCAUGAGCUCACCAGUGGUCUUGGGUCGCCAGCUCGCCGGCCUAUUGCUUCGCCUACCAGAGAAAACACACUACGCUCACCAGCAAAGAAGAUUGGCGGAAUCUCUUUCCCCCCGUCUUCGAUGAAACCAUUCUCAAAGAGUGCUACAGAUUCGAGCGGUGAAAACACGCUCGCUUUCAAAAGUAGCCUAUGGCAAACGCCUGCCAAACGACCUCCCUCACCCAUCAAGGGUAUGAAUUUGACUACGAUUCAGACCAAGAACGGCGCCCAGCAUACAGCCAAGCUCUCCAUGUUUCAGUCACCGGCAAAGAAGGGGAUGCCUGGUCUGAAACCUCUGACCUCCAACCAACUCUGCGACACGCCAGCGAUGAAGCCAAUGAUGGUCGAUAGCCGUCGACCAUCGGAGAAGUUGAUUGAAGAAGAUGAGAGUGAUGUUAGUACUGAGGACCUUGCCAACAUCAUUCGCACCGCGCCAAUUGGAAUGCCCAAGUUUACGAGUCAGCCAUCUUGCGUUGUGCCUCGUGACAUUGACCCAACGUUUGAGGAGGAGGCCGAGCCCGUGGAAGAGGAUGACUCCAUCGAGCUUAUCGACACAUCGGGUCUUGUUGAUGACGAGGUGGUUGUUGACAAGCCAACUCUUGUUGACCCUCAGACACCUGAACAGAGAACUCAGUUCACCUUUACUCCCAGCGCACAGUCAACCACAUUUGAGUCGAAUCUGGCUUCAACUUCGAACACGAAGCCUCGAUUCAAUCGCCGGGAAACACUGGGACUCGGUAGCUUUGGCAACGAUUUAACCAACUUUGAUGCAACAAAUCCUCUCAAGGUAGAAGCAACUCCUGCCGCACCUCGACUCCAAUGGCCACAAUCUGCAGCCAAGGGCGCCUCUCCUAUGAAGACUACGUUUUUCGACGACGAAAUGAAUGUGCGUGAAGAUGAGGAUGAAGUCCAAGCUGCUGAGGAUAAUGCUGUGCUUGAGCCUGAAUUCGACGAGAUUGCAAUGACUGCAGAAGAUGUAGCUCUCACCCGCGAAGCCGACCGACUAUCCUUCGGCGGUGGUGAUAUUCAUGGUGCUGCGUCAUCUUUUGAUGAUAACGCUUCGGAGGCAAGCCAAGAGUAUGGCAAUGAGAAUGAUAUCCCUGUCGAUCCUGCUAUGUUGCCACCUGUUACACCAGGCCGAACUGUGUCCACGAUUUACGCGGAUACAACUACCAAAGUUCCUCUGAAGGAUGCUGAUACAUCCACUCCAGGCUUCAAGGGCAAGCGAAGCUUCAGCGCCUCCAGUAUCCCAUCGAACGGCACUGGUAGCCUGCCGAAGAGUGCUACUGUCAUUUCCUAUUCACCGACUAAGGAAAGCAACGACAUGUGGUCUACAGCAGGCACUCCAGCCCAAACUCCCCGUAAAGAGAUCACAUCAAGUCUUUUACGUGGGGCUGUCGUCUUUGUAGACGUCCACACCAGCGAGGGAGCCGAUGCUAGCGGUAUCUUUGUCGAUUUAUUGCAGCAAAUGGGCGCGAAGUGCGUCAAAACGUGGAACUGGAACCCGAACGAUUCGUCAUCCAGCCGCAUUGGUAUCACCCAUGUUGUCUUCAAAGAUGGUGGCAAGAAGACGAUGGAGCGCAUUCGCAAAGCCAAGGGCGUUGUGCAGUGUGUAGGUGUCAGUUGGGUUCUCGACUGCGAGCGUGAAAACGAGUGGCUUGACGAGGGUCCUUAUCUCGUCGACUCUAGCUUUGUGCCCCGUGGCGGCGCCCGACGCCGUAAGAGUAUGGAGCCUCAAGCUUUGGCGAACCUGAACGGCAGCGUUGUCAAGACGCCAUCCAAGGCCAGCAGCAAGGAUAAUGCUACUACAACGCCAUACAACCGUCGACAGAGCGCUAUUUGGGUCCAUACGCCAUCUGACCAGGGCGACGUGGAGGAUGCAGAAGGCGAUGAAGACGAUGUUGAGUGGUCCAAGUUCAUCUUGACGCCAGCUCCCAAGACACCAGCCCCAGCGGCGGUGUCCAAGUAUGCCUCAGAAAUCCCAAUGACACCCUCGUUUGCCGACGAUUCGGAACAACUGUCACCGUCCAAGGUGGAGACGCUUCUGCGAACAUGCCCGUCGACAACUCUACCCAUCCGAACCGUGGGCGAAGGCAUGCUUAGCCCUGAAAAGGACGAGCAAGUCAGACUGCGACUGAUGGCGGCGAGACGAAAGAGUCUGCAAUUUGCGCCCAAGAUUGGUAGCCCACUGGCUCGAACUUGGCAGUAA